Phyllopteryx taeniolatus (common seadragon) is the source of this 4857-nucleotide messenger RNA. RefSeq names its product COUP transcription factor 2-like. Gene Ontology annotation, biological process: anatomical structure development; cell differentiation; negative regulation of transcription by RNA polymerase II. The coding region runs from base 332 to 1393 and encodes 353 amino acids. The record is from RefSeq and is a predicted model, not a curated record. Lineage: Eukaryota; Metazoa; Chordata; Actinopteri; Syngnathiformes; Syngnathidae. The transcript has 3 exons. Gene Ontology annotation, molecular function: zinc ion binding; nuclear receptor activity; retinoic acid binding.
ACAUCAUCAGACCCAUCAGACCACCACACGUGCUGCUCCUCUUCUUCUUUAUGUGCUUCAUUGGUACCGUUUGGGGGAGCAAGCCGUGCCUGGAGAGUUGGUUAUAACAAGCUGGAGGACCAGGACGUGGAUUUUAUUUAUUUUUUUUAUUCAUUGUUUUGUUUGUUUUACAUAGGAUAAGCUUGUUGGGUGGUCUCCAUGGACGCUCCUCUUCUUUCUCUGUGGAUGUCAUCCGAAUGAGCGUCUUUAAUUUUUUUGUCACUUUAUCAUCUAAAGUGGUGUUGACAAGAAAAAUAGAGAAGAGAGAGGCGGGGGGAGUUUAGUGACGGACAUGGCGAUGGUGGCGUGGAGGAACCCAGAGGAGGGCACGCUCUCCUCCCCGGUGUCGCACGUUGCUCUGCCUGUGCACAUGAACCCACCGCCGGCCUCCCUGGAGAUGCCCCCGGCUGCAGCACCACUCAACACCACCACCACUAAUAGCAACAACAAUAGUUCUUCUUCGUCGUCAUCGUCGUCGUCGUCGUCCGACAAGCAGGCAAGCGCGCACAUAGAGUGCAUCGUGUGCGGCGACAAGUCAAGCGGAAAGCACUACGGCCAGUUCACCUGCGAGGGCUGCAAAAGCUUCUUCAAGCGCAGCGUGCGCCGCAACCUGAGCUACACCUGCCGGGCCAGCCGAACCUGCCCCGUCGACCAGCACCACCGCAACCAGUGCCAAUACUGCCGUCUCAAGAAGUGCCUCAAAGUGGGCAUGCGAAGGGAAGCGGUGCAGAGAGGCCGCCUCCCCCCGGCACAGUCGUUUCACGGCCAGUUCUCUCUCAGCACGGGCGAGCCCUUACAGUGCCACUCUUACCUGUCAGGUUACAUCUCGCUGCUACUGCGGGCUGAGCCCUACGCAACAUCGCGCUUCGGCUCCCAGUGCCUGCCGGGCGGCGGCGCGGUGGGCAUUGAGAACAUCUGCGAGCUGGCGGCGCGCAUGUUGUUCAGCGCCGUGGAGUGGGCCCGCAACAUCCCGUUCUUCCCCGACCUGCAGGUGUCAGACCAGGUGGCUCUGCUGCGGCUUACCUGGAGCGAGCUGUUCGUGCUUAACGCGGCCCAGUGCGCCAUGCCGGUGCACGUGGCGCCACUGCUGGCCGCCGCCGGCCUGCACGCCGCUCCCAUGUCGGCCGAGCGCGUGGUGGCCUUCAUGGACCAUAUUCGCGUCUUCCAGGAGCAGGUGGAGAAGCUCAAGACGCUGCACGUGGAUUCGGCGGAGUACACGUGCCUGAAGGCAGUCGUGCUGUUCACCACAGCGACUCCCACCAGAAAUCCCGAGGAGAUUGAGAGAGGAGCGAGGGGGGAGGAUGGACAAAUGUUAGCAGAAAUUAGACGAUUGUUCCUCGGUGAAGCCAUUUGAUGGAGACGGCAACUAAAGAUGAUGUUACGUCAUUGAUGAGUGUCGAACGUCAACCAUCUCUGUGGGUGAAUUAUUACUAUAACCACAUAUGUCCCCUUAUGUCUUGUAUUUCAAGUGUGAUUCAAUUAAAGCCAGAUAUGAUCAACACUGUUACUCUUCACAACUUUGUGGAUGCAUAGACGAUUGUGAGUGGUUUAUCCCAAGCGCGUCUCCAUCGCCACCCUCACACCCCGCACAUGUUUGAACUGACUUGUAAACAUGUAUACAGUGUUGAAGUGUUAUGCAUGACGUUGAAUGCAAAAACAGAGUAGAACCAUCUUAAACAUUCUUAUUUUCCUUACGUGGCCUAAUGCAUUUGACAAAAUGGCAGUCUAAUUAGUAAUAGGUGGUUGUUUAGGUGUAAUAACCAUGAACCACUGUAAUAAGUCAUAUUAGUAAUAAAUACUGCCCAAAAUAGAACAGACACUCGUCAAAAUAUGUAUAUCCAAACUAAAAUAAUCAAGGAAUUACUAAAACAGAAGCUUAACUACAUAAUUAGAAGUCCCGUUCCAUUUACUAUCUAGUUGGUACACGCCCAUUUUCAUACUUUACUGUUGAGGAGCAAGAAGACUUCCACAUAGGAUACAUCAGUGGUCCCUUGAUUUAAAAUAGCUUACAGAACCUCCACGAUGCUCGAUCCUCACGCCUCAAUGCGCAUUUAAGACGAUACGCUCCGUAAUAUGGCACCAUGAGAACAACUUCCAGGUCUCUUUCAAUGUAACGAGGAGCUAGUAACGUUGCGCACUGCCAGCUCAGUAGUUCACUGCCAGCCCUCCAACUUAAAAGGGAUAUUUGACUUCUAUAGCCGUCAAUGGCAGCGAAUGAGUUGUUUAAGAGACUUGAUAUCCACCCUAUGUAUCAUGGGCCCAGACUCAUGGCACUGAAGGUACUGGGCAAAUUACAUUAACAUGGCAACAGAAGCUGUAAUCUAAUUGGACAAGAAAAAUCUAACCCACACACGACUGGAAAUUGAACAGCCAUGACACGUACUUUGAAAGGAAUAUAAUGGACAGCUGGGAUUAACUGUAUUUUAAUGUAAAAUGUAAAUGCAGAUCAGUGCUUCUGAUAGUGUUUUGACCAGGACACUCUUGUAAAAGAGGUUUGAAAAACUCAAUGAGGUUUUUCUGGCUGAAUAAAGGUUUGAAGCCCGUGACUGUGUGCCACUGAGGGCAACCAUACUGACUUGUUCAUGUUACUCUUUGAUAGGUUGUUACAUGUAAUUAUGCUACUGAUAAGCAACAUAUGUUCAGAUAGGCUCUCGCCAACUGUUGUUAUUAAUACUAAUGAUAUUGUUAUUCAUUUUAUUAUUAUUAUUUAUUUUAUGUACAAUGUCCUCUGGUAUUUUGAAUAGUGCCCAUUAUCCCUCGCUCCCUGUAAUGUCCAUCUGUGCAUUUUCCGUGCCGCUUAUCCUCUCGAGGGUUGCGGGCGUGCUGGAGCCUAUCCCAGCUAUCUUCGGGCGAGUGGCGGGGUACACCCUGAACUGGUCGCCAGCCAAUCGCAGGGCACAUAGAAAUAAACAACCGUUCACACUCACAUUCACACCUAUGGGCAAUUUAGAGUCUUCAAUUAACCUAGCAUGCAUGUUUUUGGGAAGUGGGAGGAAACUCGAGUACCCGGAGAAAACCCACGCAGGCACGGGGAGAACAUGCAAACUCCACAUGGGCGGGCCCGGGAUUUGAACCCCGGUCCUCAGAACUGUGAUUGAGGCAGAUGUGCUAACCAAUCGACCACCAUGCAAUAUUUUUGUUUAGGAAUCUUAAUUAUUAUUAUUAUUGUUGUUGUUCUUAUUAUUAUUACAUUGCAUAUAUUUAAAAAAUGUCAAAUCUAAUAAUGUAUUAUAUAAGCAACAAAUCAACAAAUAAAACAAAUAACUUUUAUACACAUUUUUUGGUCAAGUCAGAUUUAGAAACAAAGGACAUAAAAAUACAAAAUUAAGAAUAAAAGAAUACAAAAUGCUUUUAGACAUUUAAAAUAGGUUUGUGAAGUCUUAAUAAUUGUUGUGAUCAACAUUUCAAUAAAUUGUACAUAAAAAGUAUAUAGGUACAAUUUUUGUAGAAAGAUUAAUUUUUGUAUUUUUGGGGAAAAACAACAAUAUAUGGAGAUCGUGGAAGUAAGUGUUUUUGUCUUUAUUAUUUUUACUGCGUUUAACAGAAACCUCAGCAUUUUUUUUCCCAGUCAAAAUAUUUCUUAAAAUUGCAUUUCAUUGGACCCUUUUCAAAUCGAAUUUAUGCAUAUUACAUUUUAUUAGACUUUAUGUUGUCUGCAUGCUUCAGUGAGGCAUCAGUGACCUCGUUUGACUGCUCCCAAAAUGUGUCAUUGUAGACACAUUUUUAAAAAGCAUCCAUCUUCCAAACUCAAUAUGUUAGGCAGCAUAAAAGAGGGAAAUAAAAUAGUACUAUUCGAUAAAAAAUGUAUACGUAUUUACAAAAAGCAGCAGCAUCUUAUGUAAGAGGUUCAGUCAGUGCAGUAACCUCACUUGACUCGCUUGAACAAGGCCGCCCUUAAAGCGACAGACGUGUGUUAUGGAAAAAAAAGAAAGAACUGCAUCAAUUAUGUAGUGUGGAAGAAGAAUCAAAUCUCAUAUCCUUUAUUUUUGUAUUGCUUCUUUAAAAAAAUAAAUAAAUAAAUACUUUAAUUUACUAAUCAUUUCCCCCCAAAAUAUGAUAUUUCUUUGCUACCAAAAAUGCUCUAGUUGUGUUUUGAUUGAUUUGAUUUUUGAUUUAUUUCAGUGCAGUUUUACAUUUAUACAUUUAUAAGUACAUUUAUUUAGUUUUGUGGUUUUUGUUUUUUUCUUCCAAGUAUAGUGCUGUUUUCUGUCCCAUAUAAAGUAUAUUUAGUGCUAUUUUAUGGCAGAUAUAUUUACUGUGUAGCGUUGUUUUAUGGCAUAUUUGGUAAAUUUAGUGUAUUAUGUUGUUUUAAAGCACAUUUAAAGUACAUUCAGUGUAUGGUGUUGUUUUAUAGCAUAUUUAAAGAAUACUUUGUCUUGUUUUAUGGCACACUUAAAGUACAUGGAGUGUAUGAUGAGGUUGUUUUGUGGUAUCUUUAUAGUACCUGUAGUUUCUAGCAUUGUUUUAUGGCAUAUGUUAAGUAUAUUUUGUGUUGUUUUAUGGUACAUUUGGUGUGCAGUGUUCUUUUGUGGCAUAUUAAUAAAAUGGUACAGUAUAAAGUAGAUUUUGUGUUGUUUUAUGACAUUUCAAGUCUAUUUCACGUACAGUCUUUUAUGACAUAUGGCAGAGCUAGUGUUUUCGAUAGCGCAUUAGAUUGACUGUCAUUCUAUGGCUUUUAUAUUUACUGCAUAAUCUUGCUUUUAUUGGCAUAUUGGCAACAAUAGUUUUUGAUUAAUGUUGUUCUAUGGCACUUCUAAAAUAGGUUUUGUGUUGUUGGAAGUCCAUUUACUGUAUUGUCUAGUGUUUUAUGGCAUGUUU